Molecule: messenger RNA, 1406 nt
Organism: Lineus longissimus
Lineage: Eukaryota; Metazoa; Nemertea; Pilidiophora; Heteronemertea; Lineidae
Product: cysteine-rich venom protein pseudechetoxin-like
Exons: 10
Coding region: 29-1267 (412 amino acids)
Cellular component (GO): extracellular region
Source: RefSeq, a predicted model, not a curated record
GGCCUGACUUUCGUGAGUACAAUCCAAAAUGGUCACCGCUGUGAAAUCCAAGAUGAUCGCCAGGGCGCUUUUCUUCAUGGUGGCUCUGCCUGUCCUAGUCGUUGCGGUAAUAGAAGGCGAUGUUGCAGGAGACCGAUUCAGCAAAGCCGAUAAACAGAAGAUUCUGGACCUCCACAAUGAGUACAGGGCGAAGGUCGCCCGAGGUCAGGAGGGUGGGCAGCCACAAGCAGCCGACAUGAUCGCAUUGGAAUGGGACGACCGCCUUGAGGGAAGUGCCCAGGGCUGGGCAAACGGAUGCAGAGCUGGUCACAACAGCGCCGAUGUCAGAAAGUUUGAACCAUACAUAUUCGUUGGACAGAGCUACACAUACAACUACGGAUUAGUAAAGUCAAUGGAGAUAUGGUACGAUGAAGUAAAAAACCCUGGCUAUAGGUAUGGAGGUCAGUUCGGAGGGGCUGGUCAUUACACUCAGAUGAUAUGGGGCCCAACUACAAAGGUCGGAUGUGCGUAUAAAAAGUGCGGCAGUGAGGCUAUGGUUGUAUGUGAAUUUGCCCCAGGAGGUAAUCUAAACUGGGCAGGCACUCCUGACAAAACUUACAAGAGAGGCAGCCUUUGCUCUGCCUGUCCAGCUGGUUAUGGCUACUGUAUGGACGGGGCGCUCUGUGCAUCUGAUCGCGCCUGCAAGAACAGUGAUUCGAACUGUGAGUGCAAAGUGAGUUCAUGUCAGAAUGGCCAAUUCAACAGGGAAACGUGCACCUGCACGUGCAACGCUGGAUGGAGGGGAGCUUCUUGUAAUGAGCAGUGCUCCAACGGGGAUAACUGUCCCCGUCCUGACGGACCAGCCUCAGAUAAGGAUAAAUUCUGUAGAUGGAACUCUCAGUCAUGGAUGUGGAUGAUGAAGGAAUGCCCCGGCACCUGCGACAGAUACUGCAAACCACUCCCUGAUUUGGGUGGAAACCAUAAUUCACAAGGUCUGAAAGUCAAUGUCAAGGUAGUUGAUAGGUCCUCAGGUGGGGCCACGUCACCCCCAAAAGGCAACUGUAACGAUGCUGACAGUCGGUGUGAGGCUUGGGCCUCUAAUGGAGAAUGCCAGAAGAAUCCUCGUUACAUGUUGGUGUCAUGUGCCAGUUCAUGUAACUCGUGCCCAGGUAACUGCCCAAACAAGCAUCAAGGAAGCGAUUGUGAUAGUUGGGCGGCGAGUGGUGAAUGCACCCGGAAUCCUGUUUGGAUGAGCGACAACUGCGCGCGGUCGUGCAAUACAUGUUAACUCGGCGAUAAUUUGGAUACCAGGAGCUCGAUCUUCUUGGCGGACGGAAAUUGAUAGAAAACAUUGAAAUUAUAUCCUAAUUCUUCUCUCACCACGAUGUUGUAUCUUAAAAAUCGAGAAUAUAAUGAAUGAAAAGUUA